Eurytemora carolleeae is the source of this 732-nucleotide messenger RNA. RefSeq names its product transmembrane and immunoglobulin domain-containing protein 1. The transcript is spliced from 10 exons. The record is from RefSeq and is a predicted model, not a curated record. The coding region runs from base 10 to 717 and encodes 235 amino acids. Lineage: Eukaryota; Metazoa; Arthropoda; Copepoda; Calanoida; Temoridae.
GGUAUAAGAAUGGAGAAGCUGACCCUUCUAGUUGUUAUAUGCUGGUCAGAGGGGUUCAGUGCAGUUCCAAGUGUAGAAGUUAAAACGCUGGAGCCACAAGUCAGGGAUAGAGUUGAACCUGACUACAAAUUAGAAGAAAGAGGUUGGAUAGAGCUAUUGGGACCUGGUAACUACAGUCUAGAAGAAGGAAAUGAACUGGCGCUCAUCUGUAGGGGUUCAUCAAACCUUAAUCUAGCCUGGAGUAAAAUACCCGGAUUACUGCCGAAUGGAAUGACCAGGGUCCGGGGAGAGCAAGUGAUUGUACAAAGGGUUUCCAGAGACCAUUCAGGGAUUUACCGCUGCCAAGAUGAAAUGGAUCCAUCACUUUACACUGAUAAAAUUGUCAAUGUCUUGUAUGGUCCAGAUGUUUUGGUUUUCAAAAUGUUUAUUCAAACCUUAGACGGAAUCAACCUGAACCUGGUUUGCCAGGUUUCCUCCAAUCCCCUGGCUUCUGUACUAUGGAUGAAAAACGGACAAAUCAUUCAAGCGUCAACUCAGGUUGAAUAUAAGUUUGUUCUAACUCAUGUCAUUCUUCACCCCUCCAAAGCAGAUCUAGGAGUGUAUACCUGUAUUGCAAACAACAGUAGAACACUGAAAAGCCAAGAUUUACUAAUCACAGGUACACAUAGUUACCGCCAAGAAAGUUCGCUGAAAAAAAGUUUGUCAGGAAAAUCUUAAAAUUUUAUACUUUAA